GUGACUCGUUAGCAUUUAGCCGCAGCCUAGCACAGCGCUGCUACUGCUGCUGCUGCUGCUACUGCUCAGGGAUCGCUCACUAGAUCUGUUAACAUGCCCGCACAUCCUCCCUACACGGAGUCAGGUGAUGUCUAGAGAAGGCCUGUCAGCUCCAACAUGAUGAUGACCUACCAGCUGAACGCAGCCAUACCUACCGCAAAGGCUUUGAUAUCAGAGGGGAGCUCGGGUUGCAGCCGCCGCGGCCCCGGCGCUGCUUCUCCGGCGGACAGGAGCCUGGGGAUGGGAGCAGGCGGAGGAGGGAAAGCAGCUAUCAGGCCAAACCAAAUGAGGAGAUUUCCUAUCAUACAGCCACUAAGCAAGUCCAGGGACGGGAAAACCUUGCAGAGCGGCUACAUAGUUGGAGGGACACCAAACUCAACCAAAGAUGUCAAAGUGGAAUCAGAGAACAACGAUCCAGAGACGAGGCACUUUCUGUUCGAUCACAAAUGUGCAAGGUUAGAGAGGACGAGAACUGUUAUUCCUCCGCUGCCAAGAGACUACCACGUGCACAAACCUGGUAACCUGCAUCCCUUGGGCCUCUCCAAGGACCUUUCCCAUUGCCACGCGGGUCGGCCCUUCACCCUGGGUUACCCUGAAAGAUAUGAGCUGACCACCAGUCCAGCCAUCCUCUUCCCCUCCACGUUAGUGCUCAACGGCAGGAACACCUUCUCAGUUGAGACCUGCAAGCUCAGCAGGCCUAAGGUGAAUUACCCGACCUACAACCUACCGACUGUUAAAGACAAUCAGAAAAGCCAGCCCUACCCAGACCCGAUGCUCGGAGCGUCCCGUUCUUUCAUCCACAGAAUAUCCGAGCUGUCCUCCUUGGAAGGGGAGACGGUGAGGCAAGAAAAGCUCAAGAAAAUGAGAAAGCCUCGAAAGCCUCCGUCCUGACAAUCACCCUCAUCCCAGUCGCGCUGGUCGAGGAUAAAAACUUUCAAGUCUGUGCCAACGACUGAAGAAAAUAAAGCGCUUAGGGCGCCGUGUUCCUUUCAGUGUCUCGUACUAACGGCCUGUUUGUCCUCGGUGAUACUAGUUUGCUGCUUGACAUGGCUGGUCUUUGCGUUUUGUGACUCCUGACCUGAGCUCUUCUCUGUUAGCGGGCGACCCGUCGGCUUUCGCUACAAAACAAAUAAAGGCUGAUAGAGAAUACAUGGUAAAUAUUUUCAGUAGUUUUCCACUCAACAACUGCAUGAAGAGAUACUUUCUUGCCGUGGCUGUUAUAUUAUUAUACUGCCAUACAGUGUUCCUCUCCGUAUCAUUAGUAAUGUUUUACAGAUGCUGUCCACCCUCGGUACAACAAACAUACCGAAGCUUUGUUAAGUAAGUGAAAUCUCUCUGUACAUAUUAAAUAGUUUAGCAAAACCAUUACUGUGCCUUGUUAAAUGUCUUCCCAAAAUUAAAAUAAAUUUAUUUUUGUUAUUUUUAA
Molecule: messenger RNA, 1465 nt
Organism: Mugil cephalus (flathead mullet)
Lineage: Eukaryota; Metazoa; Chordata; Actinopteri; Mugiliformes; Mugilidae
Exons: 7
Coding region: 157-930 (257 amino acids)
Source: RefSeq, a predicted model, not a curated record